Molecule: messenger RNA, 1803 nt
Organism: Hansenula ciferrii
Lineage: Eukaryota; Fungi; Ascomycota; Saccharomycetes; Phaffomycetales; Wickerhamomycetaceae
Exons: 2
Coding region: 1-1803 (600 amino acids)
Source: RefSeq, a predicted model, not a curated record
AUGUCUUCAAUCACAGGAGACCUUCAGCAGAACCAGAUUGUUAAGCUGGACAGACUCAGGAAACCCAGAAGAAAGCACAAAAAUUCCAAACUAGAGAAAGAAAACUUUAUUGAGGAAAAGAAAAAGCAAAAAGCAUUGUUCAAUAGUUCAUCUCCAAGUUCGCCUAAUUCAGCUAGCUCAACAACUUCUCCAUCCAAAUCUUCAAAAUCGUCAAAUUCACAAGAUACAUCCUCAACAAAUGUUGAUGUUGUUAAAUUAAACUUAAUACGGCAUGAGGUUCCAACAAUUUUAAAAUCUCAAAUGAUUAAAUUCUUUGGAGAACCUGAAUCAUCGUUUCAAGGUCGUGUUUUCUAUACUUCUUUGAUCAAUAAAUCUUAUUUUAAUUUCAAUGAUUCAUUUAAUAGCCAUUUUUGUUUGGUAUCAUAUUGGUUAAUGAUCCAAUUGAAAAGAAAAUAUGAAAAAAUUGAAUAUUUAAAUUCUAAUAUUGAUGAAUCAGAUAUAAAUUUUUUAAAAGAAUUUACUUAUAAGAAUAAAUCCAAAUGUUUGAUCCAUUUAAGACAAAUUGUUUUAAAAGUUAUUGAAGCACAAGAUCAAAAAGAUUUUAGAAAAGCUUUACAAUUAUAUUCGGAAAUUACAAUCCCAACAGUUUGUCUUGAGAGUUUAGAUUUGUUAAGUAAAAGUUCAUUGAAAAGUUAUUAUAUUGAUGGUUCAUUAACAGUCUUAAAAGAAUUACAUUCGAGUACAACAGAUUCUUCACCAUUUGCCAAAUUUGUUAUUGAAUCUUUAGAGCAUAUUAUUUCGGCAUUAUUUAUUCCUUCUUAUAAUUUUGAUGUAUUGUUUGAAGUUUAUGAAGUCAUUAAAGAUUAUAAAUUUCAUAUUGAUCAAUCUAAUGAUAGUUUAUUAUCAUUACAUUAUGAUAAAUUAAUUGAGUUUAUUGAAACAUAUUUGAUUAAUAGUGAAGUUAGGUUCAAAUAUAAUGAAGAAUAUAUUACAGAUUAUCCAGCAGGUUUGAUGUACGAAAUUUAUUUUAGGUUUAACAGUAUUUUACCAAGUGAGACAUUUUGUAUCAACUAUAUGAGUUCUCAUAUACACAAGAUUUUUUAUUCUUUUUAUUAUAUGCUUGCAAGAGUAUUAGAUAGUGUUUUCCCAGAAUCAAGAUAUUUAUCACAACAUCGAUUUAUUGGUCCAACUACAUUUUAUCCAUUCACUAAAAGUGAUUUAACAGAUGAUUUACCAAAUAAAGAUUUAUUAUUUUUUGCAAGUUAUUCAUUAAGAUUAACUAGUUUUUUCACAAGGAGAGUUGAUUUUUUCAGUAAAUUUAUGAAAAUAUUAAAUCCAUUUCCAAGAGAAUUACCAAAGAAUAGAUUUCAAUCAAGAAAAACUCAAAAAAUUAGAGAGGUUCAAAUAUCUAAUUUCAAAAAUACAAUAAUUCGUCAAUGGAAUUAUCCAAAAGCUGAUAAGGAGAAUUCAAUUGAUAAUAAUAAUUCUUUAUCUACUUCAAAUAAUGAUAGUCCUUCAUCAAGUGGAUCUUUUUCAACAAAUUUUAGUGCUUUAAUAUCAGUGGAUAAUAUGAGUGAUGAUUUAACAGAAUUUGGUUUUAAUGAACAUUUGUUUUUGAAUGAAGAAGUUCGAUUUGAAGAUAUUUCAGAUUCAGGUUUAUUAGUUCAAGAUUAUGAUCCUAUUUUCAAAGAAUGGUCAGGAUUUGCAACUGCAAAACCUUAUAAACCAAAUAUUUCAAUUAUGAAUAAUUUAGAAGAUCGUGCAAAGUUAAUGAAUGAAUUUUCGCAACAAUCUUGGAAUUGA